Molecule: messenger RNA, 2634 nt
Organism: Anopheles nili
Lineage: Eukaryota; Metazoa; Arthropoda; Insecta; Diptera; Culicidae
Exons: 7
Coding region: 190-2634 (814 amino acids)
Source: RefSeq, a predicted model, not a curated record
AAUGCCCCGCCAAACGCAUCCCGACUAUACCGGUUCUCGAGGUAUUAAGUCAUCUGGAUGUGGCUAUUAGUGUGGUGGCGCUGUUUUAGUGAGACCUUUGGUGGCAGCUUAUAAAACCCAGCGACCUAGUAGGCCUCGCCUAACAGUGUGUUCGGUGCUAGAACGAAGGGAAGAAUCCCAGUGGUAACCAUGGCGAUAGACGCUUCCGAUGUCGUGUUCCUGAAACCUACUCUUCUCGUUGUGCUACUUUUGGUGGGUGUAUCUUCGCAAGGAAAUGGUUGGAACCUACCCAAUUCGUUUUACCAAAGAGGUGGAGGAUCGUUUGGAAGUAGUGCUGGUCAGUUUGGAGGAUCUGGUGGUGUAGUAGGUGGUCAGGCUGGAACGGCAGGUGCUGGAGCGUGGAAUGCUGGUGUGGGAGGCCCACGACCGUACAAUGCGUUCUCUGGUGCAGGUGGAGGAUUUGCGAAUCAAGGUGCAUUAGCUGGAGUGAGUCCUGGACCUUGGAAUGCAGGUGCCGCAGGUGGUAAUGCAGGAGUAGGCGGAGGAGUGCCGAAUCUGAGCCAGGGAGGUGCUGGACCAUGGAAUGCGGGCGCAGGACCUUCCAAUCUCUUCCCCAGUUCUGGCCAAGCUGGAGCAGGUGUUGGACCUUGGAAUGCAGGUGCAGCUGGUGUCGGCGCAGGGUUACCAAAUCAAGGCCUUGGAGGAGCUGGAUUCUCUGGAAACGAUGGAGUAUUCCAAGCUAGCGGAGGACCUAGUGUUGGAGAUCAACAGUGGGUUGAUGGAGACGGCAAGAGUCUGGACGUUGCCGGUGAUCCUUCAGAAGGUGAUGUAGAUGUAGGAAGUGGUGGUGAUGUUGGUACAGGAGAUGGAACAGACGGAGAAGCUGGUUUUCAACAAGGCGAUGGAUUCAACCCUGCCACAGCCUUUGCCGGAGGCCGGCCAGGUGGAACGAGCUUUGGACCUGGGCUUGGCGCUGGAACGGGACACCAUUCCUGUGGGCAUGGUCCGCUGUAUGGAGCUCGACCCUUUGCAGGAUCCCAUCCUGGUGGCCCGCAUUCGUCUGUACCUUGGCGAUAUGGUUCUCCAGUGGUCCUCAACGGCUAUGGAGGAACCCAAUGGCCAUGGCAUGGUCACAGUGGCUACGUUUAUCGUGUUCCAGUUGCUCAUACCAACCCGGACGGGAGUUACAGCUUCUCCUACCACACGCCAACGUUGGCACGUGAAGAAACCGGAGAUGGCAAAGGAAAUGUCGCUGGAACGUACGGCUUCCAGAACGAUGGAGCGAAGCAUAACUUUUCAUUCAGUGCUGGACCUGCGCCGGAGGUAGAUCUACGUACUAAUGUAGGUGCGGAUGGAACCAAUGCACCACCCGGUAGCCUCCGUCCUGAGGACUAUGGACCUCAGUCUGUUCACUCUCGGGCUCGUUUGCCGCUGGUACCAAAUGCAUCUCCCGAUGGAGGCCGUAACGUUGGCUUAUCGGCGAUGGGUGGAAAUGCACAAACUCCUUCUGGAGUCAACACUUGGGGAAACAACAGAAACGAUGUUAAUGGUGCCGGAUCACAAGGUGUCUGGAAUCCUCAAGGUGCCGUUAAUGAGGCAUCGCUUGCCGUUGUUGGUUUACCACCGAAAGGACCUGCGGAAAGAGCUGAUUCUUCACGUCCGACCGCUCGAAAUCAAGUCGUUCGAGGAUCGACCGAACCCAGUCUCGCAAGUAAUGUCGGUGAUGGACAAUCUUCCACCGCUUCCGGUAAUGCGCUCGUCGACCCAUUGGUAACUCCUCGUCCGCUGGAACGACCGGUUGAGCAGGUGGUUAAGCGUCCGGAUAACGAUCCUUCGUACAAUUUUGCGUACCAAACGCCAGACGCUAGCAGACAGGAAGCUGCCGACAGGGAAGGAACCGUUCGUGGAGCGUUUGCGUACAAUAACGAGGCUGGUCGGAACGAUUUGCAGUAUGUUGCCGGAGCUGGUACCGGGUUCCGUCCUAUCGGGGGCAGUCUAUCCGUUCCGAAUGGACUCCCGAAUGGUGCUUCUGCCACUGGUAGUGCUGGUGCACGUGACGGUACGUAUCGGUUCGGUUAUCAGACGCAAGAUGCAGCGCGUGGUACGGGCUUCCGGUCUACUGGAGGAAGUCUAUCGGUUCCGAAUGGACUGUUCCGGGGUGCUAACAAUGGUGGAGUAGGCUCAACGGGCAAUGGUGCCUUUGGUGGAGCUAACGGUGGGUUUAAUGUCAACGAUGGACGAUCAUUCCAAGGUGGUUCAGGAUUUCCUUCAGGAGCUGGUACUGGAUCGUCUGUCGGAUUUUCGGGAGGUCAAGUACCAUCUCGACAGCCCGUUACUAGAAGCCCGGUGGUAGAAGAUGCUACCAUUGGACAGCGUCAUCCCAGUUUGAGUGUGCAGCAGCAGGCUAACGGUGCCUUAGGAACUGCUACUAACGCUGGCAGAUGGAACGAUGGCGGGUUGACUACUACGGAUGGUUCAGUGCAGUCAGGAUUCGCUGGUGAUGAGGAAACAGAUCAAAGUACGAACGUUAACUUUGACGAAGCUCAACAAACUACUACUUUCCGGGGAUAUGGUGCGAACGGAUUCGGUGAGAAUGCAGGUGCCUUUACCAAUGGGAAACGUGUUUCGGGAUAG